AAUUAUGUUCACAUCUUAACAAUCCCAACGUCCGUUUGCCUUUGUGGCCGUCUCCUUAGGCUGCUAGAGAUGGGAUCAAAAGUUAGCGAUGAAGAGGUGGCCUUCCUCACCAGUGGAGAUCCUCAAAAUGAAGAUGUGGUUUUAUCUUUGUGGAGCAACAAUCUCAAGUUGCUUGUUGUCACGGAUGGAGAAAAGGGCUGUAGAUACUUCACUAAGAAUUUCAAAGGAAAGGUGGAGGGUUUCUCAGUGAAAACGGUUGAUACGACGGGUGCUGGUGAUGCAUUCGUGGGUGCAUUUUUGGUUGCAGUGGCCAAAGAUCUGAGUAUAUUCAAUGAUGAAGGGAAGCUGAAGGAAGCUCUGGUGUUUGCAAAUGCUUGUGGAGCAAUUUGUACCACUCAGAAAGGAGCAAUUCCGGCGCUCCCAACAAAUGCACAGGCCAUGGAACUAGUCAAGUCCAAGUCCAAAUAAAUCAUAUUUCCUCACUGCUUGGCUUCCUAAGAAUGAUCAUCUUUUUCAAUUUUAUAGUAUCUUGAAUUAAUGUUAUUUUUAGAUUUCAAGUUGUGAAUAAUAUCAAUAAACACUUAAAUUUUUC
Molecule: messenger RNA, 592 nt
Organism: Rubroshorea leprosula
Lineage: Eukaryota; Viridiplantae; Streptophyta; Magnoliopsida; Malvales; Dipterocarpaceae
Source: the annotation of a GenBank genome assembly